AUGCAUAGAAGUGAAUCAAACUCUUCAUAUUUAAAUAAUCAAUAUAGGAGAGCAACUUCAUGUUCAACAUCUGUAUCAGAAUUAGGAUGGAGAUAUACUCCUUCUACUUGGUCAAGUAUAUUUUCCCCAUUUAAAGCUCCAUUACGAGAAAGUUAUAUACCUAAGAGAAAGGAAUCAUCAUAUGGUUUACCUAGAUCUAGAUCAGUUGGUAAUAUUUCUUCAAAUUUCAGAACAAAAGGUUCAUUACGUCCAUCUUUUCUAUGUUGUAAAAAUAAUGAUGAACAAGAUUCAAAUAGCAAUACUAGAAGUAUUAGAAUGUCUAGUAGAAUAUAUAAUAACAAUAAUCCUAAUUCAGAUGAUUUAUUAUGUUUAGAUGAUACAUUUGGUAUAGCAUUUAGACCUUUAUUUGAAGUAAUUAAAAUGAAUGAACCAUAUCAUUCUAGAGUUUCAGCAUUCUCACAUACACCAAAUAAUCGAAAGAAAUUAUAUAGAUAUCAAUAUGAGAAAUUAUAUGAAUGUAAUAACUUAAAUAAUAAAUAUAAGAAUGAUGAUGUUAAUAUUAUUAGAUUUCAUGAUGGGAUUUCAGGAAAAUCAUUUAAACUACCUAAUAUAAGAAAUAGAUAUAUAGAUAGAAGUAAGCAAAAUUAUUUAAAUAAUCAAGAUAAAUUGACAUAUUCCGAUUAUAUUGAAGUAGAUUGGAAGAAAUGUUCAAAGUAUUUUGAUAAAGAUGAAUUUACUAUUUCAAGAGAUAGAUAUGAUAAUAGUUUAAAUACAUCUAUUAUUGGAUCAAGACAUCAAGGAGAUAUUCCAUAUUGUGAUGCUAUUAUAUAUUUAAAUGAUCCAAAACCUAACUUAUAUAAUAAGAUUGAUCUUGAUAGUUUAAAUUAA
Molecule: messenger RNA, 888 nt
Organism: Cryptosporidium muris RN66
Lineage: Eukaryota; Apicomplexa; Conoidasida; Eucoccidiorida; Cryptosporidiidae
Exons: 1
Coding region: 1-888 (295 amino acids)
Source: RefSeq, a predicted model, not a curated record